Carya illinoinensis is the source of this 1962-nucleotide messenger RNA. Its product is annotated as 4-hydroxyphenylpyruvate dioxygenase. Gene Ontology annotation, molecular function: 4-hydroxyphenylpyruvate dioxygenase activity. The record is from RefSeq and is a predicted model, not a curated record. Lineage: Eukaryota; Viridiplantae; Streptophyta; Magnoliopsida; Fagales; Juglandaceae. The coding region runs from base 65 to 1591 and encodes 508 amino acids. Gene Ontology annotation, biological process: L-tyrosine catabolic process. The transcript is spliced from 2 exons.
GUCCCCAGCCACCAAUAAGUCUCCUCUUAUAAUAAAAUACCGGAAGCAGACCCAAGAAGUCUCUAUGACUACGACCACCAAGAUAAACCUGCCACGUUAUCCGCCCAUCCAAUUCCAAUCCCGUUUGCGUGUCGAGAACACGACAACCCGAACACCAGCCACCGUCUAUUUUAAGCAACUAAGACGACUCCGCCAUAAUCUCAUUUGCCAGUCUCCUCCUCCUCCCCUUCCCUUUGCAAAACCCCAAACCAUGGGUAAUAAUGACUAUGACGCUGAUGAGACCCAGUUCCAGCUCCUCGGCUUCUCCAAGUUCGUUCGGACCAACCCCAGGUCGGAUCGAUUCGGCGUUCAGCGAUUCCACCACGUCGAGUUCUGGUGCACUGACGCCACUAACUCUGCCCGUCGCUUCUCCUGGGGCCUCGGCAUGCCCAUCGUUGCCAAGUCCGACCUUUCCACCGGCAACUUGACCCACGCCUCCUACCUCCUCCGCUCGGGCCAGCUCCGCUUCCUCUUCACUUCCCCCUACUCCCCAUCGAUUGCCUCCAUGGAAAACUUUGGCCCCACGGCCACGGCGUCCAUCCCCACCUUCGACCACGCCGCUUCUCGCGCUUUCUCCUCCGCACAUGGCCUCGCCGUCCGCGCCAUCGCUGUCCAGGUCGAUGAUGCCGAUUUUGCUUUCCACGCCAGUGUCUCCCACGGCGCCAAGCCCGUCUCCCCACCAGUUCUCCUCGACAACCACGCCACUCUUUCCGAGGUGCACCUCUACGGUGAUGUCGUUUUGCGCUAUGUCAGCUACAAGAAUCCUAACCAUAACCACCAAGACUCCGACAGCCCGGACUCCUGGUUUUUGCCCAAAUUCGAACCCGUGGAUAAGCAGUCGUCCUACCCUCUGGAUUUUGGGAUUCGACGUUUAGAUCACGCCGUUGGCAACGUUCCAGACCUAUCCUCAGCUGUCGCCUAUGUGAAAAACUUCACUGGAUUCCAUGAAUUCGCCGAGUUUACGGCGGAAGACGUGGGUACCAGCGAGAGCGGCUUAAACUCGGUGGUUUUGGCGAACAACGAUGAAUUGGUUUUACUGCCGAUGAAUGAGCCGGUUUAUGGAACAAAGAGGAAGAGCCAGAUACAAACCUACUUGGAGCACAACGAGGGGGCAGGGGUGCAGCACUUGGCUUUGGUGAGCGAGGACAUAUUCAGGACAUUGAGAGAGAUGAGGAACCGUAGUGGGAUUGGUGGCUUCGAGUUCAUGCCGUCCCCGCCGCCCACCUAUUAUAAGAAUAUUAAGCAUAGGGCCGGGGAUGUGUUGACAGAUGAGCAGAUUAAGGACUGCGAGGAGUUGGGGAUUUUGGUUGAUAGGGAUGAUCAGGGGACCUUGCUGCAAAUAUUCACCAAGCCUGUUGGAGAUAGGCCUACGAUAUUUAUAGAGAUAAUUCAGAGAGUAGGUUGUAUGCUCAAGGAUGAGGAAGGGAAGGUGUACCAAAAAGGUGGAUGUGGAGGAUUUGGGAAGGGUAACUUCUCGGAGCUAUUCAAAUCCAUUGAGGAGUAUGAGAAGACACUCCAAGCCAAACGAAUUCCUGAAGCGGCUUCUGCAUGAGAAUUUGAUCCUUACAUUUUUCAGCCACAAAGUGUAUUACUGCAAGAAUAAAGGUAGUUGCUGAAGCCAGGUUGGUCAUACUAUUUUAAAGAAUUGGUGGAUAAAUGAUAGAUAAAAUUAUGCGUAGCAAGCUUCAUUAUUGUCCACUUCAAAAUGGUCAACAUGAUUAGAUAGUUAGCUGAAGUUUUAUCACUGGCGAGGUACUCGCACUCACUCAGCUGUAAUUGUAAGCAUUUCCAAACAGGAAUAAUUUCUGGGAUCUUCAUCUGCUGUUCUGCAGGUUUGUAUGUGUCUUGAACGAUGAACAAUUACAGUAAUUUGGUUCAGCUAAAUUGUAUGAAAUCAAUUAAAUGGGUCAUUUUGAAGCUUUA